AAAAACUUGUAUUGUGUUGGAUUUGGGGGCGAAUGAAGCUGUUCUUUUUCCUAUUGUUGAAGGUAUUUUAAUGCUUCAUAAUUGGGAAACAUCUAUUAAUGCUUGUGCAAGUGCUUUAGAAAUGGAGGCAAAAAGAUUAAUGCUUAAAUAUGGAAGAGUUCGAAGACAUCCAGUAAUUGUAUUGGAAAGUUGUGAUGAGGGAGUUGAAGAAACUAAUCAGGCUGAAACUUCUGACGACGGCCGUCCUUUUGCUGAAUGUGAUUUAUCUUUAGCUGACUCAAUGCGUUUGUGGGAAGAUUUAGUUUUUCGUUUUUGCUUUGUAACAACUGCAGCUAGAGGAAGACGGCUUCAAACACAUUUAGCCAAUCCAGAUUCUCCUUACAUUACUCGACCUGUUCCUCCUGUCCAACUCCAAUUUGGAUCAGAAUUGCUUUAUAUUCCUGGAAUUGUGCGAGAGGCUGUAGCUGAACUUUUGUUUACACAUAAUGAUGAAUCUGGUUGUAGAUCUGUUCCUCAAUUAAUUUUGGAUUGUAUUUCUAAGGUCAGUAUUGAUUUACGUCGCGUUUUGUUGCAAAAUUUGCUCAUUGUUGGUGGAAUAAGUCGACUUCCUGGUUUCUUAGCUAGAUUAAAGACAGAACUUCUCGAUUUAAUUGCUGAUGAAUAUAAACCACAAAUAUCACCCAAACUUGUUGAUAUAAAAUUUUACCAAUUUCCACCUGAAAUUGCUGGAGAAUUAUUUUGUUCUUGGCUUGGAGGCUCACUGUUUUGUUCUACAGAUUAUAAUAUUGACCAAAGAUCAAUUACUAGACAAGAAUGGCUUCGGACACGAAAAGUAAAAGAUUGGACAGAAGAAAUUGAUAAAUAUUUUUCUAAUUUAAAUAUUAAUAAGGGGGCAUAA
Messenger RNA from Meloidogyne enterolobii, 898 nucleotides. The record is from the annotation of a GenBank genome assembly. NCBI's taxonomy places the organism in Eukaryota, Metazoa, Nematoda, Chromadorea, Rhabditida, Meloidogynidae.